Messenger RNA from Trematomus bernacchii (emerald rockcod), 3494 nucleotides. It is a transcript of the gene nlgn2b, whose product is annotated as neuroligin 2b. Gene Ontology annotation, biological process: postsynaptic membrane assembly; neuron cell-cell adhesion; modulation of chemical synaptic transmission. Gene Ontology annotation, molecular function: signaling receptor activity; neurexin family protein binding. Lineage: Eukaryota; Metazoa; Chordata; Actinopteri; Perciformes; Nototheniidae. Gene Ontology annotation, cellular component: synapse; cell surface; postsynaptic specialization membrane. The record is from RefSeq and is a predicted model, not a curated record.
UGUGCUGCGGUGGGGGGCAGAUACACCGUGGAUUAUAAUAACCAACAUGGACAAAUGAAGGAAAGAGGACAGAUCACUGCGUUGACUUUUGAAGCAACGCGCAGAGUCUUGACGCUAGCGUCUAUUUUACAGUGAGCGCCUUUCCCCCCCCCUCUCUCCUCUUUGAUUCCCACUCGCUGCUCAACAUUAGAAAAGUCCAAAUAUCUGUGUGGAUAAGGAGCACAGAGCAGGGUGUUGUCAGAGAGGGAUGAGAGGAGGAGGGGGCAUGUAUGAGGUGUGCUUUUUUUGGAAAAGCCGGAGAAAGACGGACACCGAGAAGGUGUUCUGAUGUGCGAAAGCCUGCGACGCGCUGCCCUCCUGAGAAAUAAUUGUGAUCAGGGAAGAAAUGGCCUAGUUAAAACAUCAUCGACACACCGGCAGAGGAUAGAAACAGAAGAAUCGUGUUCCGAUGGACGGGCCAUCACCACCGCCAUCAUCAUAAUUCCAGUGCUUGCAUCGAGUCUUUUUUAGGUGUAAUUGGCUUCCUGACUGCAGCUCUGGACCCAUCAGGAGUUCCAAAGAGGAAGGCGGAUGAGACCACAGAGUCUACCUGAGAAUGAUACCUGUCCCCGCACCUCACCAUGUCACCCUAGGAAAACCGUUGACCUGUCCCCUUCCACAUAUCCUAUUUUUGCCUUUAUUUCCCAUCACCCACUGAUUUUGUGAUCCCUUUCUACACCCAACUUAACUCCUAUUGAUAUGACUAAAAGAGCCUUUAUUUUGGACAUGUUGUUUUUUCCUCUCAAUGCUGCCAGCCACCAAGGCUAUGGUGGGAAGCGUCACUUUAGUUCUCAGCGGGUCGCCAAUCACUGCCUGCUGUGGCUCUUGGGACUGGUGCUUCACCUCACCCUUUCCUCAUGUCAACGGAUUGACCUGAAAUACCCCAUAGUGUCCACAGGCUAUGGAAAGAUCCGUGGUAUCAGGAAGGAGCUCAACAAUGAGAUCUUGGGCCCUGUGGAACAGUUCUUAGGUGUGCCAUACGCCACCGCACCAGUCGGUGAGCGCCGCUUUCAGCCUCCUGAAGCUCCAGGCUCAUGGCAAGAGAUUCGCAAUGCCACCCAAUUUGCACCAGUCUGUCCCCAGAAUGUCCACGGGGUUUUACCUGAGAUCAUGCUACCAGUGUGGUUCACAGACAACCUGGAUGCUGCAGCGACCUACGUUCAGAACCAGAGCGAGGAUUGCCUUUACCUCAACAUCUAUGUACCCACUGAAGAUGGUCCGCUCACUAAAAAACAAGACGAGUCUACGAUGAACAGACCAAGGGAUGAAGAUAUUCGGGAUCGUCGUAAGAAGCCUGUGAUGCUCUUCAUCCACGGAGGCUCCUACAUGGAGGGCUCAGGGAACUUGUUUGAUGGCAGCGUCCUGGCUGCCUACGGAAAUGUCAUCGUGGUCACCAUGAACUAUCGGCUGGGCGUGCUCGGGUUUCUGAGCACAGGGGACCAGUCUGCUAAGGGGAACUAUGGCUUGUUGGACCAGAUCCAGGCCCUGCGCUGGCUCAAUGAAAACAUUGGCCACUUCGGAGGGGACCCAGAGAGAAUCACCAUCUUUGGCUCGGGAGCCGGGGCCGCCUGUGUGAACCUCCUCAUCCUCUCCCACCACUCCGAAGGCCUGUUCCAGAGGGCCAUCGCUCAGAGUGGCUCGGCCAUCUCCAGCUGGGCGGUCAACUACCGACCCAUGAUGUACACCAAGAUCCUGGCCAAGAAGGUGGGCUGCACCCUGGGGGACAUGGCUGAGCUGGUGGACUGCCUGAGGAAGAAGAGUUUCCGGGAGCUGGUGGACCAAGACAUCCAGCCGGCCCGCUACCACAUCGCCUUCGGACCCGUGGUGGACGGGGACGUGGUGCCCGAUGACCCCGAGAUCCUCAUGCAGCAGGGCGAGUUCCUGAAUUACGACAUAUUGCUGGGUGUCAACCAAGGAGAGGGACUGAAAUUCGUGGACGACAGUGAAGGAGAAGACGGAAUAUCAUCAGCUACGUUUGACUACACCAUCUCCAACUUUGUGGACAAUCUGUAUGGAUUCCCUGACGGUAAAGACAUCCUCAGGGAAACCAUAAAGUUCAUGUACACAGACUGGGCUGACCGGGACAACACUGACAUGCGCAGGAAGACCCUCCUGGCUCUGUUCACAGACCACCAGUGGGUGGCCCCGGCCGUCGCCACUGCCAAGCUGCACGCCGAGUUCCAGUCGCCCGUCUAUUUCUACACCUUCCACCACCACUGUCAGACGGAGGCCCGGCCGGAGUGGGCCGACGCUGCUCACGGAGAUGAGAUCCCCUAUGUGUUUGGGAUCCCCAUGGUGGGAGCCACUGACCUGUUCCCCUGCAACUUCUCCAAGAACGAUGUCAUGCUCAGUGCUGUAGUCAUGACCUACUGGACCAACUUCGCCAAGACAGGGGAUCCCAACCUACCAGUUCCUCAGGACACCACGUUCAUCCACACCAAGCCCAACCGCUUCGAAGAAGUCAUCUGGACCAAGUUCAGCUCCAAAGACAAGCAGUACUUACAUAUCGGCCUGAAGCCUCGCGUCAGAGACAACUACCGGGCCAACAAGGUGGCCUUCUGGCUGGAGCUGGUGCCCCACCUGCACAGCCUCCACAAGGAGGUCAUCGGCCCCAUCACAACCCGCCUGCCGCCCGGAGGCAACAAAGGCUGGAAGGGCCCCAAAGGCCCCGGUACCGGCACCAAGCACCCCUCAACCGGCAUCUCCACCUACCCGCCCGACCCUGAGCCCGACGGUUCGGAGAGACCCCGCUUCUCCCCCUUCCCCGACGAGACGAGGGACUACUCCACGGAGCUGAGCGUGACGGUGGCUGUGGGCGCCUCGCUCCUCUUCCUCAACGUGCUGGCCUUCGCCGCGCUCUACUACAAACGGGAUAAGCGCCACGAACUCAUGCAGAGACGCCACCGCCGACUGUCCCCGCAGCGCGUCACCACCAUGGGCAUGGGCAUGGGCAUGGGCGUCGGCAUGGGAGUGGUCGGGGCCCCACCGCACAACGACCUGGCGCUGAGUCAGGAGGAGGAGCUGAUGUCGCUGCAGAUGAAGCAGCAGAGGGUGGAGCUGGAGCACGGCACGCCCCUCCCGUCCCGCGGCAUCCACGGCGACCUGGAACCCCUGCGGCCCCCCGUGUGCCCCCCCGACUACACGCUGGCCCUGCGGCGGGCCCCGGAGGACGUGCCACUGAUGACAGCCAACACCCUCACCAUGAUCCCCAGCACCAUCAGCAGCAUGCAGCCCCUCCACCCCUUCAACACUUACCCCCCUGUGCCGGCCCCCUCCACCACACCCGUCCCCAGCCACAGCAACAAUGCCCUGCCACACCAACACUCCACCACCCGUGUAUAGGACCAGGCACAACCUCUGCUACCCCACUCUGGGCGUACAGAGACACACCACACAAACUGCUCCAUACAAUCUCCACCCUCACCAUUCUCCUUGUCUUUGUCUUUUCUCAUUAA